UGCGUUAACACAAUUAGGACAGUUUAAAGGCUUCCACGUGUGAGGAAGGCAGUUCUUCAGCAUUCUAGGUUGGGAGAAGGUGGAGUGACAUCAUGGCUCACGGUUUGGUACUCACUGAGAAGCAGCUCGGCAGACGGCGUGCGGUUCCGGUAAUCCACGUGCAGGGGUCUCACUACGAAGUGGGGUAUGACGUGGGCCGCAUCUUCUCUUCGGUCAUCAAGAAUUUCAUCGCGACGUAUGCUAACCUACGGGACUUUGAGAAGGAAUACAAGACCGACCCCGGGAGACAAGCCUAUGACGUCACUCUGUCGAAUAUGAAGAAGAGGUAUCCGUACUACGUGAAGGAAAUGCAAGGAGUCGCGGACGGCGCUAAUGUGUCGUUUACACAGCUGUUCCUUCUGCAAAUGGACGACCUCAUUGGAACCAUCAACGACAAUCACGUGCCAAGGGACGACACUGGCGGAUGUAGUUCCAUCGGCAUAGUAACUCCUGACAGCAGCAUUCUAGGCCAUACAGAAGACGCUUUCAGUGAGACACUGAAUCAUUUCUACAUUAUGUCCGCGCACAUCAUUCCGUCACGUGAAGACAAAGAGAAUGGAGCUGUCGAAGAAAGAUUCUCGUCUCUGUGCUACGCCGGCCACUUGCCUGGCUACACGAUGGGAUUCAACGGGAACGGACUGGUUUUCUCCAUCAACACCCUCAGUCCACUCGUGUUGAAACCUGGCAACACCCCCCGAACAUUCGUCACGCGAGCGCUGUUAGCAGCUAAGAACUUCUAUGAUGCUGAAAGGAUCCUUCGGGACGAGGGUCUGGGCAUCGGCAACGGAUUCUCAGUGAACAUGCUGUGGACCGAAUCCUGGGGGGGUCGGCAUCUGUACAACGUGGAGGUGGCCCCUGACCUAAAGGCAGACCGGUCGAUUGUGAACAUCUACAAGUACGACAAAGAGCCGUUGGUGCACUGCAAUAGAUACCAACGCGUCAAUGUGACCGAAGUGAUAGGGCCUAUAAUCGACAGCAGCGCUGCUCGCUUGGAGAUAAUCCACUCGUAUCCACCACCGAAAAGCAGGAAGAACGUCCAGGACAUCCUCUCGGAUGAGACAGGGAAGGAAUUCACGGUGUUCCAGACCAAACCCGAGGCAGUCAUCAAAACAAUAGCUGCUGGUGUAUUCGAUCUGGAAAAACGCACGUGGAGCAUCUACAUUGACAAACCAAACGAGUCAGAGCCUGUUGCGGUUCUACCAAUUUCCUUUACCAUGUUAGAUAAUUCUUACUAAGCCUUAGUUUGUAGUAUAGUUUGAAAAAACGCUACCUAUUUAAUUUUAAUUGAGUGUGUAUUUGAUUUUGUCCAAUUUCAUGUGUCAAUAUUACAAAUUAGGUUAUGUAUUUAUAUAGGUUUCACCAAUAACAUAGAUAAUACCAUAAAUAAAAAAGAUUUAAAAGUAUAAUGCCCAUUUUCACCAUCAAUACCUAAUUUUUAAGUGACCCCUAUGAAAACAAAAUUCCUGUUAUUAUUACCAUAGGGGUCACUUAAAAAUUAGGGAUUGAUGGUGAAAACGGGCAUAAGUCCUCUAACUGCUUAUUGGUGAACUCAGACCUAGUAGAUUAUUUAAGUGAUUGCAAAAUGAUAUAAUAUUUAUAAUUCAAUACACUCGAGAGCAAAUGUAUGGAAUCACCCCAUUUGUUUCGAGCGAUCGUAAGAACUGAAUGAUUAAUAGAAGAUAAAAUAUAAAAAAAAUAUGGUACCACUUUAAAGGUGUUUUACAUAGUAGGUACUUUAAAUUGAUACCUAGAUACAUAUUACUUAUUUGAUUCUAUACUUUUGCUCGUGUAUAUGUUACGGUUAAUGUGAUAAAUUGAAAAUCAUUAAUAAUAACCGGUCAUUAUGAAUAAUUACCGACAUUCGCGGUAAAAGUGAUAAAUUAAUCACAUUUAACAGUGAUUAUUUAAUAAUUCAACCUUAGUGUGUGUUAAACAUCUUGUGUACGUGCUCGUGUACAGCCAAACUUUUGAACGUUAUGAUAUCAUAAUAUUAAUAUAAUUUGGCAUAAUGAGUUUGGAAUGUUUCUUGCAUAAUAUUACUUUUCCAUGAUGCCUAUAACAUAAUGUUUUGAUUUAAAGUGAAAAAUAGGCCGCCUAUUUAGUUUUAUACACACAUAAAUGACCUCAUAUUAAUCACAUUUACCAAAUCAUGCGGUAAUUAUUCAUAAUAACCGGCGAUUAUUCAUAAUUUUCACAUUUAUCCCUUUGACCGUAACAUAUAGAUUAGUUAGCUACCAUGUUUAGUAAAAUAACAUAGUAUGUUUUAAUAUUAUGUAAGUAUGAUUAAUUGUUCAUUUGAGAACAUUCACAGAACUCAAUUUUUUUAGACUUGGAUUUAUAUUGCUUGUUGUAAAGGAUUUUAAUUUAAUCCAUGAUUUCGACGAAUAUAACCAAAAUAAUGUUUCCAAUAGCGCUCAGCACUGAUGACAUUACAAGUAAUUUUUCAUGUUUUUAAAAAUGAGUUCUUUGUAUCUCAAGCUAAUUCAGCAACUCUUUAUUUAAAAGAUUGAUAAGAUUUAGGGUUUGCCCUAUUAUGUAUAUUCCGCGUUUUAAUUAGGUAAAUAACUAUACCAAUGAAGGAACACUUCUACAAAACAAAUAUGUAGAUUACUUACUUCCUACUUUAAUUAGCUACUAGAAUCCGUUUGUAAUAAAAUAAAAAUUAAUAAACUUAUUUUAAGUAA
Molecule: messenger RNA, 2723 nt
Organism: Ostrinia nubilalis (European corn borer)
Lineage: Eukaryota; Metazoa; Arthropoda; Insecta; Lepidoptera; Crambidae
Gene: tan
Product: beta-alanyl-dopamine/carcinine hydrolase
Exons: 9
Coding region: 93-1274 (393 amino acids)
Source: RefSeq, a predicted model, not a curated record